AUGAACAAGACCAUCUCUCAGAUCCGGGCAUUCUUUCUGUCUGCUCCCUCUACCUUCAAUGGGACCCACUCUUUCCUCAUUCCACUUUUAAUUGAGGGAGACUUGACUCUGGGCAACGCCCACUCAUCGCUCCCUCCUAGUCCGGUCCUCUGGACACGACAGCCCCUCAAGCACUCGAAGGCUGCCGUCUAUCAAGCUGCCUUUCACUCCCCUCCUCGGAUCCCUUGCGUCUCGGAAGAGCUCAGCGCGGGCCGCCACCAUCGCAGCCUCCCUGGGCGCGGCCUGGCCCGAAGAAGGCCCACAAUUCUGAGACGCGCCCCCCUCCCGCGUCGUCGCUUCCGGAUCUCUAAGGAGUCGUUGGUUUCUACAAGGGUUCUUCUCGAGAAUGUUCUUUCGAACCCCAAGUCUUCCCACGUACUCCUGCCUCUCUCCAACCCCCGCCGCGCUCCUAGUUCGAGGGCAGCCGAGGAGCGAGAGCAGUACGCACUCUUUUGCCGGCCCAAACCCCCUUUUCUCAGAGAACCGGGGCGUGCGCGCGCGCCCUCUCUCUGGAGCUUGCUCCCGCCUCUUCUCGCCACCCCACUCCUCGCGAGGAGCCGCAGGGCGAGCACGCGCCUCCUCCCGCCCCGCCUUUUUGGAGGAGGCCGAGGCGGGGCGCGCUCUUCCGGUCUCGGUUCCAUCGCUCCGCCCCCUCGCGUGCUUAGAGGGGCCGGGCGCACGCGUCUCGUCACGCCCUCGUCCCUCCGGCCCCGGCCCAGCUCAACCCCCAAUUCGGUGUCUGAGGGUCUCGUGGGUGUCCUCGGGGCCUUCCAGCGCUGAGGGGCCCGAAGGGAAAAAGGAGGGAAAAGGGCGGGAUUGCUGGGACGGGCAUGAAGGAAGAAUCAGCCCAGGGGUUAGACUGGGACAGUGACGAGAAGGUGGUGGAGGGGUCGGUGACCGAGAGCGAGCGGGAGGAUGAGAAGCUGACCCUGAAAAGAUAAAUGGAAGUAAUCACAUUCAAAUGAUGGGUCCUGUUUUGCAAGGUUCUCUCCAUCCCCACCCCUCAAAAAAGGAUCCUCUCCUAUGAUGUAACACACAGCUACUAAGUACCACUUCUCUAACCACUGCAUCACCUCACCUUGUUGCUUCAGUAUGGUCUUCACCUAAGUUAAAGAAAUAAAAGGAGUGUUUUUAAGUGGGCAAAG
Molecule: messenger RNA, 1184 nt
Organism: Phascolarctos cinereus (koala)
Lineage: Eukaryota; Metazoa; Chordata; Mammalia; Diprotodontia; Phascolarctidae
Source: RefSeq, a predicted model, not a curated record